Messenger RNA from Orcinus orca (killer whale), 2155 nucleotides. RefSeq names its product CDC like kinase 2 (gene CLK2). The record is from RefSeq and is a predicted model, not a curated record. Bases 306 to 1808 code for a protein of 500 amino acids. Gene Ontology annotation, biological process: regulation of RNA splicing; protein phosphorylation. NCBI's taxonomy places the organism in Eukaryota, Metazoa, Chordata, Mammalia, Artiodactyla, Delphinidae. The transcript is spliced from 13 exons. Gene Ontology annotation, cellular component: nucleus. Gene Ontology annotation, molecular function: ATP binding; protein tyrosine kinase activity.
CGUGCGUACGUGCUCGCUCGCGGUGGCGGCGGCGGAUCGGAGAGGCCAGAGCCGGAGACCGAGCUGGGAUCGGGCCCCGGGCGGGGGCGGUGCGAGCGGCGCCAAGCGGAUCCUGGGGGCGGGGACGGAGCCGGGGCGGGCGGGACUGGAGCGGAGGCCGGGAACUAGGCGGGAGGUCCCAGGGUCUCGGGUUAGGGGGGUGGAGCCGCACUUCGUCGCCGCGGGGGUGCCGGGACUCCGGCCUCAGUGCCGCCGCCAUCACGGACUUCCUGUGGGACAAGCGCACGGGCCUCGCCGCCAGAACGAUGCCUCAUCCUCGAAGGUACCACUCUUCAGAGAGAGGCAGCCGGGGGAGUUACCACGAACACUAUCGGAGCCGAAAGCAUAAGAGACGAAGAAGCCGCUCCUGGUCAAGCAGCAGUGACCGGACACGGCGGCGCCGACGAGAAGACAGCUACCAUGUCCGUUCCCGGAGCAGCUAUGAUGAUCGUUCAUCCGACCGGAGGGCGUAUGACCGGCGAUACUGUGGCAGCUACAGGCGCAACGACUACAGCCGGGAUCGGGGAGAAGCCUACUAUGACACAGACUACCGGCAUUCCUACGAAUAUCAUCGGGAGAACAGCAGUUACCGCAGCCAGCGCAGCAGCCGUAGGAAGCACAGACGGCGGAGGCGGCGCAGCCGGACAUUCAGCCGCUCAUCUUCGCAGCACAGCAGCCGGAGAGCCAAGAGUGUAGAGGACGACGCUGAGGGCCACCUCAUCUACCACGUCGGGGACUGGCUACAAGAGCGAUAUGAAAUUGUAAGCACCUUGGGAGAGGGGACCUUCGGCCGAGUUGUACAAUGUGUUGACCAUCGCAGGGGCGGAGCUCGAGUUGCCCUGAAGAUCAUUAAAAAUGUGGAAAAGUACAAGGAAGCAGCUCGACUUGAAAUCAAUGUGCUGGAGAAAAUCAAUGAGAAGGACCCUGACAACAAGAACCUCUGUGUCCAGAUGUUUGACUGGUUUGACUACCAUGGCCACAUGUGUAUCUCCUUUGAGCUUCUGGGCCUUAGCACCUUCGAUUUCCUCAAAGACAACAACUACCUGCCCUACCCCAUCCACCAAGUGCGCCACAUGGCCUUCCAGCUGUGCCAGGCCGUCAAGUUCCUCCAUGAUAACAAGCUGACACAUACGGACCUCAAGCCUGAAAAUAUUCUGUUUGUGAAUUCAGACUACGAACUCACCUACAACCUAGAGAAGAAGCGAGAUGAGCGCAGUGUGAAGAGCACAGCUGUGCGGGUGGUAGACUUUGGCAGUGCCACCUUUGACCAUGAACACCAUAGUACCAUUGUCUCCACCCGCCAUUACCGAGCACCGGAGGUCAUUCUCGAGUUGGGCUGGUCUCAGCCUUGUGAUGUGUGGAGUAUAGGCUGCAUCAUCUUCGAAUACUAUGUUGGCUUCACCCUCUUCCAAACCCAUGACAACAGAGAACAUCUAGCCAUGAUGGAAAGGAUCUUGGGUCCUAUCCCUUCCCGGAUGAUCCGAAAGACAAGGAAGCAGAAAUAUUUUUAUCGGGGUCGCCUGGAUUGGGAUGAGAACACAUCAGCUGGGCGCUACGUUCGAGAAAACUGCAAACCACUUCGGCGGUAUCUGACCUCAGAGGCAGAGGAACACCACCAGCUCUUCGAUCUGAUUGAAAGCAUGCUAGAGUAUGAACCUGCUAAGCGGCUGACCUUGGGCGAAGCCCUUCAACACCCUUUCUUCGCCCGCCUUCGGGCUGAGCCACCUAACGCCAAGUUGUGGGACUCCAGUCGGGAUAUCAGUCGGUGACGAUCAGGCCCUGGGCCCCUCUGCCACUCUAACAGCAGUGGGUGUCCAGUCCAGGACACUGGUGCUUUUUUAUACAAGAGAACAGAGCCGGAGCCCACUUCUUCCUACUGGCUCCCUAUGUACCUGUGAAUAUGUGAAAUAGUGUAAAUAUGAAAGAACUUGGACCUAUCGCUUCACCCCCUGCCUUGUACAUAAUGCUAUUCCAUCUCACACUCUUCCCACCCUCACUUGCCCCUUCACAGAUGAGUUGGAUGGGGGCAGAAUGAGGUAACCAGAUGACAUCUAUCCCAUGUUUUAUAAGGAAUUUUGUACAGUCUUUGUGAAAUAAAAUGACGUGCUUCAUCUGA